AUGGCUUCAGCUCAGACUGGCGACGAAAGGCCGGUCGUGCCACCUACCAACGAUAAUCAUGAUGAGAACCUAGGGCCACCAGCAAGGUUCUCAGCUGAGGAAGAAGCGGCAUGUAAACAAAUGACCGCCCCUCCCGCCCCUACAAAAGAGCUCUUGACCGAGUCAAAUGGCAAAAAGUCAGAGGCCAACAAGCUCUUCACCUCCGCAAGCUACGAGAAUGCCAUCACCAAGUACGAAGAGGCCGCCUCCGUCUGCCCUCACUACCUCGACUACGAGCUGUCCGUCCUACAAUCCAACAUCGCCGCGUGCCACCUCAAGUUGGAACAGUGGAAGGACGCCGUGAGCAGCGCCACCAAGGCUCUCGAGGGCCUGGACCGAGUCGAAAAGGCUGAAUCACCAGAGCAGGACAACAAGGCAGAGGACGAACCCGAAUCCAAGAAGGGGCAUGAGCACGAGGACGAGGUGGAGGAAGAGAUAGUUAGCACAGGCGCGCAGAAGAGCGCGCCCAACCCGGAACAAGAAUCCGCCGCCGAGGAAGCCGCGCGCAAACGCAAGGAGGACAUCCUCAGGAUACGCGCCAAGGCGCUCAUGCGCCGCGCCCGCGCCAAGAGCGAGUUGGGCAGCUGGGCCAACUUGUCUGCUGCCGAAGACGACUACAAGACGCUGUCUGCCAUGGACAACUUGAGCUCGGCGGACAGGAAGAUCGUGGCCUCCCAGCUAAGGGCACUGCCGCCCAGGACCAAGGCGGCGCAGGAGCAGGAAAUGGGUGAGAUGUGGGGGAAGCUGAAGGAUCUCGGAAACGGCAUUCUGAAGCCUUUCGGAUUGAGCACCGACAACUUCAACAUGGUGAAGGAUGAAAAGACGGGUGGUUAUAGCAUGAACUUCAACCAGAAGUAA
Truncatella angustata is the source of this 897-nucleotide messenger RNA. RefSeq lists its product as uncharacterized. NCBI's taxonomy places the organism in Eukaryota, Fungi, Ascomycota, Sordariomycetes, Amphisphaeriales, Sporocadaceae. The transcript is spliced from 3 exons. Gene Ontology annotation, molecular function: protein binding. The record is from RefSeq and is a predicted model, not a curated record. Bases 1 to 897 code for a protein of 298 amino acids.